GUUAGGUGGAGAUAUUUAUCUCUAAAUAUUAGCUAUUUAUACCUACAUACCAAAAGAAACACAAACUACUUUCCACAAUUGAAAAAUAUGACAAACUUAUUGGUGCCACUCUCCAACUCUCAUGGUGGAAACCAAUCAGAUCAUCAGAAAAUACCGUUUUCCAAUGUGAUGGUCACGGGAACUAGGAACUAUUUUGCAGGUCGAAAAUGGCAAACAAUAGACAUCCAAGCGGCAUCAUGGUUUACUUUUUUCCAUUUACUUGCCCUCUUUGCACCAUUUUCAUUCACUUGGGAUGCUUUUUGGGUUGCAUUUGUUGGUUACUUGCUAACAGGAAUGUUAGGCAUAACACUCUCUUACCAUCGACUUUUGUCUCACCAUAGUUUGAAACUUCCCAAAUGGCUCGAGUACACGUUUGCUUAUUUUGGGGUCCUAGCAUGUCAGGGAGAUCCAAUAUUUUGGGUGAGCAUCCACAGAUAUCAUCAUAAAUACGUGGAUUCAGAUAAUGAUACACAUUCACCAAUAAACGGGUUUUGGUUUAGUUAUGCUGGUUGGUUUUUCGACAAUGGUUACCUAGUUGAAAAGUAUCCAGAACGUAAAAAUGUGGAAGAUUUAAAAAAACAGACGUUCUACAGGUUUUUACAAAAAACAUACAUGUGUCAUUCACUUGGAUGUGGUGUUCUCUUGUAUGCUUGGGGUGGAUUUGCAUACCUCGUUUGGGGCAUGGGUGUUAGGAUCAUAUGGGUUUACCACAUCACGUCCCUCGUGAACUCCGUUGGCCAUAUUUGGGGAAACCAAGCAUGGAAUACUGGUGAUCUCUCAAAAAACAAUUGGUGGUUAGGAGUGUUGUUGUUCGGAGAAGGAUGGCAUAACAAUCAUCAUGCAUUUGAGUAUUCGGCUCGAUAUGGAUUAGAGUGGUGGCAAAUCGAUGUUACUUGGUACGUGAUACGAUGUCUUGAAGCCUUCGGAUUAGCAACCAACGUCAAAGUGCCAACUGACGCUGAAAAGGUUAAAAAAUCAUUUGUCAUCUCUAAUAAUACACUUUAAAUGAUAGAUCGGUUUGUGUACAACAUAUACCUUCAAAUAAAUAAACCGAGGAAUAUGAUUACUUUUCUACGCCGAUGAAUGUAAAAUAUGUUAGGGGUGUGUUUAUUAACAAAAGUCUUUCGUCAGUGAAGAAUCCUUAAUUUAUGUUUUUUUUGUUGAAAACUAAUAUAUAAGUUGAAUGUAGAUAUGUUCUUUAA
Lactuca sativa (garden lettuce) is the source of this 1241-nucleotide messenger RNA. RefSeq names its product palmitoyl-monogalactosyldiacylglycerol delta-7 desaturase, chloroplastic. Gene Ontology annotation, molecular function: palmitoyl-[glycerolipid] 7-desaturase activity. The record is from RefSeq and is a predicted model, not a curated record. Lineage: Eukaryota; Viridiplantae; Streptophyta; Magnoliopsida; Asterales; Asteraceae. Gene Ontology annotation, biological process: very long-chain fatty acid biosynthetic process. Gene Ontology annotation, cellular component: endoplasmic reticulum membrane.